This is a messenger RNA of Lachancea mirantina, 1212 nucleotides long. NCBI's taxonomy places the organism in Eukaryota, Fungi, Ascomycota, Saccharomycetes, Saccharomycetales, Saccharomycetaceae. The record is from the annotation of a GenBank genome assembly.
AUGUUUAAAGAAGACAGUGCUUCGCUCCCAGCGAGGGUUCACUCGCCUGUCAAUCUUCCGAGAAGAGCACAUCCUGGAGCUGUGCUUCUGUCGCCCACUGCGUCCGGCAUGGCUAGUAGUCACAGCACAGGAACGGCAACAGGCGCAAUCUCUCAUCUACCGCUCAGUCCACAGCUUUCAUCUCAGCAUAUGUCUCUGAACGAUCUGCUGGAUCAGCAACAGAACAUGCUUCUGGACUCGCAGCGUACAGCAGCAGCUGGCACUGCUGUCGUCUCGCCUCUUAUGCAGCCCAGCUCGUCUUUGUAUCUCGACAGCUUCACUAGGCCGCCUAGCAGUGUCGCGCCCGCCCCUGCUCCUGCCCCUCCGCGUGCGAGCGUGGUCAUCAACUUUGCAAACGACCUCAAUCAGCUGUGCUCGUGGAUGCUGAUGCUCUCCACUUCGCAACAAAACUCAGUAAUGGAUAAUCUUCUGUCUUCGUUGAGCGAGGAAGUUCUGCAUCAUACCAAGCUUAAACUUGAUAGCCUCAUCUCAAGUGGAUACAUCCCACCAAGUGUUAUGUCUCCGCAAAUUGCAUCUCCUGUGCCUAAUAGGGACGUGACACCUCAACCUCUCACUUUAGAUUCAUUAUUGAACAACAAUAUGUCAACAAGCAUGGGAACAAGUAUGGGAGCGAGCAUGAAUAGACAGUGGUCACCAGCUCCACAGGCUUCUGCAACUACGUCGCAGCCAAUCUACGAUUACAUCAACGAUCUCGCUCAAAGGCCUCAUUCAGCAGACACUCAACAACGAAAAAAAUUCACUUCCCCUGGCAAAGUGACUCCAAAAAAAUCUCAAGCCCCGGUCAAACCAACCGCUACCUAUGGGAAUGGGUUUAGCAGCGUUAUGGACAACGGAAAUAGCAGUUUUACGAGCGUUAGUCCCAAUGGCGAAAAUCUGUCGCCCACGUCGUCUUGCUCUUCGUCAAUGAAUCCAAAAGUUUUGACUGAUCCUAAGCUUCUUACAAACAUUCCUGCUUGGCUGAAGUCUCUAAGACUUCACAAAUAUUCCGAUGCUCUCGGAGGGAAACCAUGGUUUGAACUUGUAUAUUUAGAGGAUGAGGACUUAGAGAAAAUGGGUGUUUUGGCUCUGGGCGCUAGGAGGAAGCUUAUUAAGGCAUUCGCAGUAGUUAGAGGCUACAAAGAAAGAGGCCUGAUUGAGCGCAGUGCUUACUGA